AGAUGGCCGCAGCUGCCUUCCAUGUUCCUUGCCUGCCCACAUCAAGGAUGGUUCCGGUGAUUUUUCUUUCAAACCUCGCUUUUCCCAAAAGAAAGAUGGCACCUGCGCUUCCGGUUCCGGCCUCUUGCUGCUUCUGGAAGGACUAUGGCAGCCCAGGAAGCCGCUCCAAGCAGCCAGUCAGAAGAGAGCUAUGCUUUGGACCUGCCAUCAGCGUGUGACAUAAGGGAUUAUGCCCUACAGAGACCCAGCCAAAAGGCCAACAGUGAGACUUUUAGUUCUGUGGACUCCCUUUCUUUUCCUUGCUCUUCUGAUGUCGAUCCAGACAGCAAUAACCUAAACAUCGAGCAAAAUGACUCGUGGGCCUCUGAGAGCUUCUGGCUUGACCCUUCUAUGAGAGGCCGAUCAGAGACCAAAGAAGACGACGAUGGACUUCGCAAAUCCCUGGACAGAUUCUAUGAAACAUUUGGCCACCUGCAGCCAGCCUCUGCAUCUGGCAGAGGGAAUCCACUCUCUGCAUCUGUCUGCCAGUGCCUGUCUCAGAAAAUCUCUCAACUAACAGGCCAGGAGAGCCAAGUGUAUGCUCUCCGCAGUUUUCAAAUGGCCCGAGUCAUCUUCAACCGGGACGGCUGCUCGGUCUUACGGAGGCAUUCCAGGGACACCCGCUUCUACCCACUGGAGGAAGGAUCUUUGUCUCUGGAUGAUGAAGAGCCAAUUCCAGGACUUUCAAAAGAUAUUAUUAAUUUCCUCUUGCAGCAGAAUGUGAUGGAAGACCCAUAGCUGGCGCCUGGUGGUGCGGGCAGGCAGUAUUGGAGGUGUAGCGCGUGGCAGCCGCUGCUGGUGGGCCACCAGGUCCCCUAGGGUCUCCUGCCAGCUCCGUAUGCCCAGUCCCAGCUAAGUGUUUUGUAGUUAAAGGCUGGCACGUGUGACCUGCUGUUGGAGCCAGUCCACCCAUACGGAGAGCCAGCAGGGUCUGAGAGUUUGAUGUCCCUGUGGCCACCCCACCGCCAACUCCCCUUGGCCAAGGCCACUGACGGACUGGGUUAGGAGUCAAAAGCCCCCCUUGCUUGCCUCAAGGAAAGACAUACCCUGAAGUGCAAUUUAUGCUCCAGAGCUCCCUCCCCUCCUGAUCAGGCUGAGGCUGGGACUUUACAUGAAGUCACACCCUUGCUGGGCUUCAUUCCUUGCCCCGUCCUCCUCCCGUUCAGUCACUCGUGUGUCCAGGAGCCUUUCCUUAAUAAACCUCUUCUAUCUGAGCCCUCCACUCAGAGCAUCCUUCUGGGAGAACCCGACCUGCGAUAACAGGUUUUUGUGAAAUGAGGUUUGGGAAGGGUACAAAGCUGAAUCAGGUAAAAGAAUGGCACGAAGUUGUAAAACUGAGGCCAAGGGAUUGAGAAGGUAUGUCCUAAAAUAAUAUACAGAUUUAAAUGUGGUUCCAAAAAGUGCAUCACAUCUUAGUCAUACCCCUGCCCCCUCUCUAAUGCCAGAAUUCCCCGUUUUAUCAUACUAACUGGGUGCGGAAGGAACAUUUAGACCAUCUAAAAUAACAGCUAAAAAUUCACAAAAUAUUUUUUUUAAAGUCUCUUUGUCUCCAUCAGACUGCAAAUGUGAAAGGUGAGAAGAAAGCAAAUGUGCACGACACACCAAAGUGUGUGUAAACACAAUACACAAUGAUGAUACAGUAGGUUGACGAGAUGCAGACUUGUCCAUUUGUGGGUGAAGAGAAUAAGGAAUCCUUUACCCAGGUGGGGUCCUCCUUCCUCUCGUUAUUUUUAUCUUCUGCCUGCCUGCUGCCAGCACUCUGUGUCACCCUUUGAGUAGCUGGCCCCUCGCCCCUUGCCUUGGUCCUUGCUCCAACACCGUGGGCUCUCAUCUGCAAACGCUUGCCCAGACUGGGGCCUCUCUGCCACCCUGUCCCCAUCCUCCAGGCCUGAGCCCUGCCUUGACAGGGAGCUCUUUAAAUAGCCGGUACAGGCUUGCACUGGCAGAUGCUCAGCUCUGCAGGUCGUGUCCUGAACCCCGGUUUGAGACUCCGUUGGUGGAAUGACAUCACCUGGCACCAGGCUCUCCAAAAAUGCAAUUGGAAACUGUGUGCUAAUCCCUACCUGGCCAGUCCUCCAAACAAAUUACAUGGGCUGAAGGGAUUAUUUUGCUUGUUUGGGGGAACAACAAGAGAAGCUGGCAGCCCUGUGCAAUUCGAUUUUGAGAAACUUGAGGUGAAAUUUAAUUGGCCUAAGACCCCAAAAGCUUCCCGGAAAACAGAUCAUGCAAAUGGAUCAGCCUAAAAGUGAACAUUAAGAGUGAGUGUGCUCUCUCAGGAAGGUCGCUCGGGGACUCUUGGACAGAGAGAGGCGCCUUUUAAAGGUUAAGAAUGACAUACUCAGGCUUCCAGUGUGAGAAGAUCUGAGGUAAGAAACAGGGCUCCAAACUGAAAUGCAGAGGUGCCCCUGGAAGGAGACCCCGAUGUAGGAAAUGGGAAAUGAGAAGGUCUUUGAGAGACACUUGGGAAAACAAGACUUCCAGGUUUUCCUCUGACAAGCAAUCAUCUGCAUCUUUCUCCGUGGGUGUCUCCUAUUCAACUGGCCCCCAAGUAAUAAUGAAACCAGUGGGACUUAUAAUUUAAAAUCUGACAACUAAAAUUGAAGGUUGCUAGUUUUAUUGUUUUUCUAAUGUGAAGUAUAUUAAUAGAUAACCUUGAAGAAUGCUGUCAUUCUUGGUAUUAUCCAGUCACUGAAAUAUCUGCACCUAGUCUCCAUGGCUACCAGCAGAAUGAAACUGGAUUUAUUCUGUUAUUUUAUACGGUUUGUAAAGGGCAAAAAAAUACAAGCUAUUUGAAUCUCCAUAUUGAGAAGCAGUAGCUUCUGUUUCGCGGCGAGAUUUUAGCACCAGAAAUUUUGUAACCCUCAUUAAUGUUACUGCUGAAGGUGCUCUCCGCAAGAGGUAAAGUCUGAAGGCAGAGAAUUUAGAAGUCUGAAAACCAGAAUCACCUUAGGGUAAAGAGUGUGGUGUGUGUUUACUUGCAUUUGAGUAAGUGUUUUUGACAGGUCAGUGCAAGAUAUUUGGUUCCCUGCAUCCUCGCUCCUUAAUUUGAUCUCUGUGAGGUUAGAAUGGCAUUUUCCAUUUAUCUCUGUGAACCUUUAAUAAAGACUGAGAGACAAAGAUA
Molecule: messenger RNA, 3160 nt
Organism: Lemur catta (Ring-tailed lemur)
Lineage: Eukaryota; Metazoa; Chordata; Mammalia; Primates; Lemuridae
Gene: SHLD1
Product: shieldin complex subunit 1
Exons: 3
Coding region: 145-777 (210 amino acids)
Biological process (GO): negative regulation of double-strand break repair via homologous recombination; positive regulation of isotype switching; positive regulation of double-strand break repair via nonhomologous end joining
Cellular component (GO): site of double-strand break
Source: RefSeq, a predicted model, not a curated record